Salvelinus fontinalis (brook trout) is the source of this 1453-nucleotide messenger RNA. Its product is annotated as cilia- and flagella-associated protein 251-like. Bases 290 to 1006 code for a protein of 238 amino acids. Lineage: Eukaryota; Metazoa; Chordata; Actinopteri; Salmoniformes; Salmonidae. The transcript has 4 exons. The record is from RefSeq and is a predicted model, not a curated record.
CGUGACGUAUAAUUUACUGGACGGGUCGCUUCUUCUGGAACAACAACGCGGCUACUCUUUCAACCGCCUCGGUAGCUUGCUAGCCAACAUAAAACUGAAAGAUUGACGCUUUAGACCACGUUUAUGUACAUUAGCUAAUCUCACUGUUGUAAACACAAUUCUGUAGACGUAUUAACUGGUUAACUUUAACCUAAUUUGCUUGUUCAAUUUGCAAACUUGUUAAAGAUUGAUGCUGAGCCUAGCACUAGGCUAGUCGCUAAUGCUAACUAGCUAGCUAACAUCCCCGACCAUGAGUUCACUAAACUACUCCUCCCCUGCUAAAGAAGAGGAGGUCUGCUGGACGGAGAAAGAAGCUCUGGCGCUGAACAUUGUCGUGAAAGAAGAAGAGGAGGGUAUUACAGUGAAAGGAGAGAAAGAACCUUUCAGAAUGAAAAAGGAGGAAGAGGAGGUUGUUAUAGUGAAGGAAGAAGAGGCUGUUAUAGUGAAGGAAGAAGAGGCUGUUAUAGUGAAGGAAGAAGAGGCUGUUAUAGUGAAGGAAGAAGAGAAAGAACCUUUCAGAAUGAAAAAGGAGGAAGAGGAGGCUGUUAUAGUGAUAGAAGAGAAAGAACCUUUUAGAGAGGAAGAGGAUGCUAUCUCAAUAAAGGUGAAGGAAGAAGACGUUUUGGGAGUGAAAGAGGAGGAGACAGAAGAUCCGAUUAACACCACAGGAGAGAGACAUGACUAUUGUGGAUCCUCUGGGGAGCCUCAACAACAUCCUGAUGCUGACGAGUCAGAGAAGAGUCUCUCCAGAUCAGAACACCAGAUGGACAACGCUAGCCCUUCCUCCCUCCUGGAGUCCCCGUGCCGUGCCUCUCUCGGUAGCACCUUACUGCUGGGUAUGAAGAGGUUGUCUGUGCUGCUGGUGGACUGCAGGAAAACAACAGGGCUGAGUGGAACUGUGAGAGGAGGAGAAGAGAAGAAAGGAUCAGAUUUGACUCAUCAAAGGAGGUGCUGGAGACAGCCUUAAUCGACGUCCACGUCAUCGGCGCCCAGGGGACCACUUGUUGUUGGGGUUAUUUGCCUUGCUCAAGGGCAGACCGGCAGAUUUUUCCUACUCUCCGGCGUGGGGAUUCGAACCGGAGACAUUUCAGUUACUGGCCCAACACUCUUAACCGCUAGUCUACAAAUGUUCCAACUUUAAUUAAUUAUUUCUCAAUGAUGCUUUAAAGGAGAAGUUUACCCAACAUCCAGAAACUCCUAAGUGAUUCCAUACUAUGAAACUAGUCCAGUGGAGUUUGUCCUCUCCCCCUCUCUCUCCCUGUAGUGUUGUACUGAAACAGCUGCAAAAAUGGGACUUGUGACGUUUCUGGAUGCGGCCGUCGCUUUUCUGCUUUGCCAGUUAAUAAAUGAUUCAGAAAUCCACAAAGUGUGUGGACAAAUUUGUUUUAUUAAAGCUAUUGGCCUUUGUCUUUCA